Molecule: messenger RNA, 1183 nt
Organism: Magallana angulata
Lineage: Eukaryota; Metazoa; Mollusca; Bivalvia; Ostreida; Ostreidae
Product: mediator of RNA polymerase II transcription subunit 11-like
Exons: 3
Coding region: 205-615 (136 amino acids)
Biological process (GO): regulation of transcription by RNA polymerase II
Cellular component (GO): mediator complex
Molecular function (GO): transcription coregulator activity
Source: RefSeq, a predicted model, not a curated record
AUUUUAUUUCUUAGGACAUAUUUUUAGUAAAUGCAAGCUAGGUAUAAGCUUAAUCAAAAUCUCACUCAGUACUCUAUGCUCCGCCAAUAUUGAGAAUUUAACACCCUUCAUUUACAUCGGGUUCAGAAAGCAUUCGGAUUACCUUUCUUUGCUUUCCCUUAUGAAAGAGCAAAAUAACCGAGGAUAUUUCGAAUGACCUGAAAAAUGGCUGGAAGUUCAGCGGCAUCGUCCACUGUUGAUCGACUCAAACAACUAGAGACAGUUGAAAGUGAUGUGAUAAGUGCCAUUCAAAGUGCAGGAUCUGCUCUUCAAGAAUUAUCCAAAGAUAAACCAGUGAUGAAAAAUGUUGAAUCCCACACCACAACAUUCAUUAAAACACUAGUAGAAGUUGAGAAAAAAUUAACAGGACAUAUCAACUACUUAACUCAAGUUUCUACAGGACAACCACACGAAGGGUCGUCAUACGCCCCACAGAAAGAUCUUCUAUUGGCCUACCACCGUGUGGACCACAUACGAAGUCGAUUGAGCGACUUGGAACGAUUGACAGCUGAGCCCGUGGCUCAUCGACAACAACUGACCCAGUCAGAUCUAUUACAGAUGAGUGAGCAACACUGACCAGAACGGAAUGGAACUACGACCUGUUCAUUGUGAGGGUUAAAGGCCGUUGCAACUCUUUGUAAAGGAGUGGGCAGUGGCGAGGAUCUCACUUAAUGUGUUUCCAUGUGGCAGCUACCUGUAUGUGUACAAGGGAAUAUCCUUCAUAGAUCUUAAAUGUGGAGUGCUUGCCUAGAUGUGCUGUAUGUAUCGUGUGAAUGUUGACUGAUGGACAAACUGUCUAAAAGUCUACGAAACGGUUGUAAAAUGAAAAAAAAAUUGUUUACUGUAUUCAUUCUGAAAGUUAACAUCCAGUUAUAACGUGUCUCUCAAUUUUGUUUAUUACAAGUGCUUACAACAUGUACAACAUCCAAAACUCAAAAAAUGAAUUUUAUUUAAGAUUUUUUCUGUUUAUGUAUACAUUUGAAUAUUAGAAUUUAGUUUCAUUUUGAAAAUCAGAUACAUUCAAAUUUAUGGAAGUUUAGACGUUGUUCAUAUUUCAUGUGCUUGAUCUCAGUCAUGUAGUAAACUGAUAUCAAUGUGCAACUGGUAUGGUACACAAUUAAAAAUGAAGAUGUAAAUUAUUGAA